Amyelois transitella is the source of this 1781-nucleotide messenger RNA. RefSeq lists its product as uncharacterized. Lineage: Eukaryota; Metazoa; Arthropoda; Insecta; Lepidoptera; Pyralidae. Bases 84 to 1769 code for a protein of 561 amino acids. The transcript has a single exon. The record is from RefSeq and is a predicted model, not a curated record.
CCAUCUUUUAUUGACGUUCCACUGGCGACGAGCAUUGCGCGUUUGUUUAUUCGUGAUUGUUUAAAUAACGGGAAGUGAAUAAGAUGCCGAUAGGAAAAUUGGAACCUUUUGACUUAAAUUCUCAAAAGUGGCCGGCCUACGUGCGCCGAGUGAAACAGUAUAUUGUGCUUAACGAAAUCAAAAACGAAUUGCGUGUUCCGUUAUUGAUAACGAUUGUCGGUCAAGACACAUAUUCACUUAUGUGCGAUUUAUGUUCGCCGGCUCAUCCCGAGUCGAAGACCUUCGAUGAAUUAGUGAAUCUCGUGGCACAACAUCUGGAACCGCAACGAUCGGAGAUCGCGGAACGCCAUGUGUUCCGAUUGCGUAGACAGCGAGUCGGCGAAACGCUCACGGACUACCUACAGAAUCUGAAACAUCUCGCUACAACCUGUAAUUUUGAGGCGAACUUGGAAGAGAACCUCCGUGAUCAAUUUGUUUCGGGCUUGGCGAACGAGGCUAUGCGAUCUAGAAUUUUCGCGGAAAAAGAUAUCAAGUAUAAGGAGGCGGUCGAACUGGCUCUCGCGCUGGAGGCUGCAGAGAGGCACGCGGAAGUGAGCGGAGCCCUUUCGGUGGGCGUGCAGGAGGCUUCAGGUGCGACCAGCAGCGGCGCGGAAGAGGGCUUGCAUCAGGCGAGGACGAGGCGAGGCGGCAGCGGGCGCGGCGGCAGCGGGCGCGGCGCGCAGGCCGGCGCGGGGUCAGCGGCCUGCUGGCGGUGCGGGAAGGCACAUCCGCCGGACCGGUGCCGGUACGCGAAUUAUAACUGUGAUGUGUGCAAUAAGAGAGGUCAUUUAAAGGUGAUGUGUAAACAAGUGCGUUAUGGUAAUCAACCCUUCGGUCGACAGAAUUUUGUAUGUGAACCGGAGGAGAUUUCGGAUGACGAGGACAUCUUCAACAUAGAACUGAUGGCUAAAGGUACAAAACCUUUUUUUAUUAAAGUGCAUAUUGAUGGUUAUCCCGUAGAGUGCGAAAUUGACACAGGCAGUCGCAUUUCGGCGAUAAGUGAAAGUUUCUAUAAGCAACAUUUUAUACAUAAACCAAUAACUAGUCAGAAUAUUUUGUUACGCAGCUAUGCCGGCUCACCGAUCGAGUCUCUCGGAUCGAUAGCCGUAAAUGUGACUCUUGGAAAAGUAACUAAAAAAAAUUUGGCACUUCAUGUUAUUAAGAAUGGUAGCCGUCCAUUACUCGGUAGGGAAUGGAUUCGAGCGCUAAGUAUCAAACAAAUCAGUUUUUUUCAUGAGAUCCAUGAGGACUCGAUUGUGACUCGGUUGGCUGCAGAAUUUCCCGAAGUUUUCACUGACAAGUUAGGCACCUGUAAAAAAACAAUAAAAUUAGAAUUAAGGGAUCGAGAACCAGUGUACUUUCGCGCGCGGCCCGUGCCGCUGGCGCUGCGCGCGCGCGUGCGGGCCGAGCUCGAGCGGCUCGAGGCCGAGGGUACCAUAUACCGGGUGGAGCAUGCCGAGUUUGGCACACCAAUUGUACCUGUGGUCAAGGAGAAUGGCGAUAUUCGAAUAUGUGGGGACUAUAAGGUAACGAUAAAUCCUAAAUUAAAACGCGAAUAUUACCCCCUCCCACGCAUCGAAGAAUUAUUUUCGACUCUCAGUGGUGGGGAGGAAUUUAGUAAAAUUGAUUUAACUCAUGCUUACGCACAAACGAUUUUAACAGAAGAUUCACAACCUUAUACUGCAAUAAAUACCCACCUGGGGACGUUCGUGUAUCGUCGUACUCCUUAGAUAUGGCUUAUC